Stomoxys calcitrans (stable fly) is the source of this 3959-nucleotide messenger RNA. It is a transcript of the gene mle, whose product is annotated as dosage compensation regulator. The record is from RefSeq and is a predicted model, not a curated record. Gene Ontology annotation, biological process: regulation of mRNA processing; positive regulation of transcription by RNA polymerase II. Gene Ontology annotation, molecular function: 3'-5' DNA helicase activity; ATP binding; double-stranded RNA binding. Lineage: Eukaryota; Metazoa; Arthropoda; Insecta; Diptera; Muscidae. Gene Ontology annotation, cellular component: nucleolus; intracellular anatomical structure; ribonucleoprotein complex. The transcript is spliced from 5 exons. Bases 135 to 3866 code for a protein of 1243 amino acids.
AAUUUUCCAGAAAGAGCGAGGUGGUAAAGUCACAUUCAUAGCAAACGAUCCAGAAACUGAAAAUUUAAAAUAUUGCACAGUAUAAAGCAUUUAAUUUAUUGCUCUAAAAAUUUCUAAAGAACUCCUUCUCCAAAAUGACCGAUGUCAAGUCAUUUUUCCACGAGUGGUGUAACAAGAACAAAACUGAUCCGCAGUACAGCGUCAGAGCCACCGGUCCCAAGCAUAGACAACGUUUUCUUUGCGAGGUGCGCAUUAAUGGUUUGCCAUAUGUGGCCGUCGGAAACUCGACCAAUAAAAAAGAUGCUGAACGCAAUGCAUCAAGGGAUUUCAUUAAUUUUCUUGUACGUAGUGGUAAAGUAAAUCCCAAUGAUAUACCGGCAGAUGCUGGUAUAGCAGCGGCUCCGUCUGCCGAUGCAAUGGGAGGUGGUGGGGGUGGUGGUGGCGGUGGUGGAGGAAUGAUGAACAAUCAACGCCGUGUUUUUGAUCAAAAUUUCGGCCCUCAAGAACUUGGUCAGGCUUAUAGGCCUAUUGACAAUCGACGCGAUUACAACCCCAUAGAUCGUGCCCAGGAACAAUUGGACAUGAAAGAGGCCGAGUCAAUCGAUGUGAAUGCAGCAAUACACGGUAACUGGACUAUAGAAAAUGCCAAAGCGAAAUUACAUCAGUUCAUGCAAAUGAAUAAGAUAACGGCUGAUUAUAAGUAUACACCAGUGGGCCCUGAGCAUGCAAGGAGCUUUAUGGCGGAAAUGCACAUCUUUGUCAAACAAUUGAAGCGUACAAUUACUGCUCGUGAAACUGGCUCAAACAAGCAAUCUGCCAGUAAGUCUUGUGCCCUUUCUUUGGUGCGUCAAUUGUACCAUUUGGGUGUGAUUGAGGCAUUUUCGGGAACUCUGAAACAAAGAAAAGAUGACGAAGAGUUGGCACCCUAUCAGGUGAAUGUGGACCCAGAAUUGGUGCGCAAAGUCGAGGAAGUGGUACAUGAAUUGGAUUUGCCUCAGGUUAAUGUGCAUAAUAUAAAACCUGAUCCGGAAACCAAUGUCAUCAAUCUACUCUACAACACCAACAAGGAUGUUACACGUCAAAGACCAGAUAAUCAACAAAUGGUUGCUUCCAUUGUCCCUUGGGCUCCUCCACAGCCCAAUUGGAAUUGCUGGAAUGCAUGUAACAUUGAUGAGGGCUAUUUAGCAACCGCCUCUCUAGAUGAUCUUUGUAAUGACCUUGAAAGUUCCGCCAAGGAUAAACGACAAUUCAAUACGGAGUAUCAAAAAUUUCUGGAAUUCCGCCAAAAGCUGCCUAUUGCAGCUAUGCGCAACGAAAUCAUGGAUGCCAUCAAUGAGAACUCGGUGGUCAUUAUUCGUGGUAACACAGGUUGCGGCAAAACUACUCAAAUAGCCCAGUAUAUUUUAGAGGAUUAUGUUUCCUCGGGUCAGGGAGCCUAUUGUAAUAUCUAUGUUACCCAACCACGUCGUAUCUCCGCCAUAUCUGUGGCUGAGCGUGUGGCCAAUGAGUCUUGUGAAAGUUUGGGUGAAUCAGUAGGCUAUUCAGUGCGCUUCGAGUCUGUUUUCCCCAGAGCUUAUGGUGCUAUUUUAUUCUGUACCGUGGGUGUGUUAUUGCGUAAACUGGAAGCCGGCUUGAGGGGCAUUUCUCACAUCAUAGUGGAUGAAAUUCAUGAACGUGAUGUUAACAGUGAUUUUCUAUUGAUCAUUUUGCGCGAUAUGGUCCAUACCUAUCCUGACUUGCGCAUCAUUCUUAUGUCUGCCACUAUUGAUACCACCUUAUUCUCUGAAUACUUUGGCAAAUGUCCGGUCCUCGAGGUACCAGGUCGUGCUUAUCCUGUUCAGCAGUUCUUCCUAGAAGAUUGCGUCGAAAUGACCAAGUUCGUACCACCUCCAGACUCAAGAAAGCGCAACAAGGAUAAAGACGAUGAGGAGAAUGCCAUAUUGAAGGAGAAUGGUGAAGAUGCUUCGGAUCAAAAUCUCAAUAAAACUAUUGACAAUUCGUACACACAACAAACCAGAAAUGCCAUGGCUGCACUUUCGGAGUCCGAAUGCUCGUUCGAAUUGAUAGAGACAUUGUUGGGUCACAUUAAGUCCAAGAAUAUUCCCGGAGCUAUAUUGGUUUUCUUGCCGGGCUGGAAUUUAAUCUUCGCUCUAAUGAAAUAUUUGCAAAAUUCCAAUCAAUUUGGUGGGCCACAAUAUCGUAUCUUGCCUUGUCACUCGCAGAUUCCACGAGAGGAUCAGCGUAAAGUGUUUGAGCCAGUUCCGGAUGGUGUUACAAAGAUUAUUUUGUCCACCAACAUUGCUGAAACCUCCAUUACUAUCGACGACAUUGUGUUUGUCAUAGAUUUGUGCAAGGCCCGCAUGAAAAUGUUCACCUCCCAUAACAAUUUGACGAGCUACGCCACAGUUUGGGCCAGUCGUACCAAUUUGGAGCAACGUAAAGGUCGUGCUGGACGUGUUCGUCCCGGUUUUUGCUUCACUCUGUGCUCUAAGGCUCGUUACCAAGCCUUGGAGGAAUACUUGACACCUGAAAUGUUCCGAACCCCUCUGCAUGAAAUGGCUUUGACUAUUAAACUGUUACGUUUGGGUUCUAUACAUCAGUUUUUGUCGAAAGCCCUAGAACCACCACCUUUGGAUGCUGUUAUUGAGGCAGAAGUUCUUCUGCGUGACAUGCGCUGUUUGGACAACAAUGAUGAGUUGACACCUUUGGGCCGCAUUUUGGCCAGGUUGCCCAUUGAACCGAAAUUGGGUAAAAUGAUGGUACUCAGUACUGUUUUUGGCUGUGCCGAUAUCACAGCAACAAUGGCCUCAUACUCGAGUACAUUCUCGGAAAUCUUUGCCUUGGAGUUGGGUCAAAGACGUUUGCAAAAUCAUCAGAAAUCCCUGGGUGGUACCAAAUGCUCCGAUCAUGUUGCCAUGAUUGUGGCCAAACAAAUGUGGGAGAAUGCCCGUCGCAAGGGCGAUGACGAGGAAGUGCGUUUCUGUGAGUGGAAAGGUUUACAACUAUCCACCAUGAGAGUGCUGGCUGAGGCUAAAAAUCAACUUUUGGAUUUGUUGCAACAGGCCGGCUUUCCCGAAGAAUGCAUGAUUAGCUCCCAUGUCAAUGCCAACUCAGACGAUCCCGUUUUGGAUAUAGCCAUUGGAAUGUUAUGCCUUGGUUUGUAUCCAAACAUAUGCUACCACAAGGAAAAACGUAAAGUCCUCACAACUGAGUCAAAAGCGGCCUUGAUACACAAGACCUCGGUUUGCUGUAGUAAUUUAGCUGUAACAUUCCCAUAUCCCUUCUUCAUUUUUGGAGAGAAAAUCCGCACUCGUGCUGUAUCGUGCAAACAGAUGACCAUGGUAUCGCCAUUGCACCUUUUACUAUUUGGUAGCCGCAAAAUCGAUUUGGUUAAAGAUAACAUUAUACGUGUGGAUAAUUGGCUUAACUUCGAAAUGGAUUCUCAUUUGGCUUCAUUGUUGGCCGCCCUUAAACCAGCCAUUGAAGAUCUAGUUACCAAGGCAUGUGAUGAUCCUGCAGAGAUUCUCAAUAUGAGUGAGUCCGAAGGUAAAUUGGUGCAGGUUAUCAAGGACCUGUCGGUGAUGACUGCAGGCGACUAUCAAAUACAAAGAGAAAAGGGUAUUAUGCCAUUCCAAAGUCGUGGACCACCUGGAGGUGGUGAUGGUGGUCCCAGUAAGCGAGGCAGAUUUGAUGGUGGCGGCGGUUUCGGAGGCGGUGGUUUCGGUGGUGGUGGUUUCGGAGGAGGUCGUGGAGGUGGUGGUUUUGGUCGCAGCGGUGGUGGUGGUGGUUAUGGUCGUGGCGGCGGUGGAGGUUCCAACUGGAAUCGCUUUGGUGGUCGAGGAGGUGGUGGAAACCGUAGAUUCUAAGGACUUUUAGUACUAUUUAUCAUAUUCUCAAAUAUGUAUGACUUUAUUUAAAAUGAACGAAAUAUCCAAUUACAAAUGAAUUAUCUAAGUUAA